AUGUCGGUGCCACCAGAUGUGAAAGAGAAGGUCGAAGGUCUUCUCAGUACAGGAUGCACUCUGGGUGUGAACACCAGGUUGAACAUGAUCUUGGAGAUUCUGAAGGGCUAUGGACUGGUGUAUAGCACCACCAUUGUACCAAGGGAUGUCAUGGUGCAUCCAUGCAAUAGAGGAUCAUCAAUGAUCAACCAUCACGAUGCCCACCAGAAAGGCAGUGCAAUUUUACAAGCUGGAGUGAAAAGUGAUUUGUUGACUGCAAACAGCCUCUGUGUGGAACUGUCCACACUGCCUCAUGUUCGCUCACAGCAAAUUGAAGCCAACAAAAAGAUGGUCGCUUCAGCUGACAAUAUGCUGUCUCCUUUGCAUGGUACUGAGCGCUUUCUGAGCAUUGCUUCAAGCCAUUUCACACAGUGGCUCAGAGCUGUUGAGUAUGGAGCUUCCAACCCUGAAGGCAGGAAACUGACUGUCACAGCUUCUUUGAAGCCUUUGUUGGAGGAAGGGUGGCAGUGGUUGGUAAUCAAGGCUGAAGCAGAGCAGAUCUUUCCAACUCUGGCAUCAUUUGGAUCCAUGUCGAUGAAUGCCCAGAACACCAAUGCUCUGGCUGCAAGUGAGCUUGAAUGCAUGAUGCAGUUGAGCAGCCUUUACAAGUCAGGGAUGCAAAUGUCUGCAGCAAUCAGUGCUGUGGAGCAAUCUGCACCUGCAUGCAUGGCUUACCUCCAGGAUGUAGCAUUGUUUGUCAGGCUCUACGCUGGAGGAGAUGCUUUUCCACUUUUGAAGUGGCUGGAUUCAUUUUGCAAGGCAGAAGGUCGCAGCCUGCUGGCUGGAGAAGAAUGCAUGAACCUUCUUGCGCAUACUGACUUCAAGCUUGCAAGCGCCUGCUGCAUGUUCCUCAGGAUUGCCAUUCUGGCAACUGUACUCACCAGUCCCAAGUCCAUGAGUGGAAUUUCCAAGCUCAUCUACCCCAGUGACUUCCAGAAGCUCAAGAGUCACAAGAAGCUCUCAGACAUUGAGACAAUGCUUAGUGAUGCUUGGAAGGCAUGCGAAGGGCUUCUACCACAGGUUUCUGCAUCCCAAGCCUUUGGGAACUUUUGCAGGCGCAUGAUUUUGCUAGCAGUCAUGAAGCAAAAGAAGGAUUCCUUUGAGUCCUUUGAAGAAGUGGUCCAGCAAUUUCAAGAUGAUCUCAAAGGUGAUUCAGCUUCCACUGCAGCUAGCACUGAGCAAAAAAAAGAUGUUAAAGUACAUGAUCUGAUCAAUUGCUCCAAUGCAGACAUUGCAAAGUUGCAGAACUCCCAGAUUGAGGUUGGCAAGAUGUUCUUUCAUAAAGAACAUGGCUCAGACAAACUCUUUCGCUUGGAGAGCCUCAAGGAUGAUUGCGCUACUUUUGUCCAUACUCCUCUGUUUGGUGAUCCAGAGGAAGUACAGGAAUCCUAUGAGAGCUUGAAGAACUGGAAACAUACAAAGAAGCAAGGGACUUCUAUGUGCCCUGCAGCCUUGGCAGCCCUGAAGCUCCCUCACACUUCAACCAUUGUGUUGGAUGAGUUCUCCAGGCUGCAGGUCAACAGCUUCCUUUUAGAUGCAUAUAUGAAUUCCAAAAAACCAAAUGAAGAGAUGCUGGGAUUCACCAUGUGCCCAGCAGGGGUGGUGACCUUGAAGAAAUUCAAAAAGAAAGAGCUUCAGCUUUAUCCUGUGGGCUUUUGCAACAAGCCCAAAGACUCAGCAAAGGAGAAGGAGCGCUUUUGUGUGAAGUUCAAUGAGGUAAAGUAUGACCUCCUUCCCUUCAAGACCUUUUCCAACUUCGACAAACCCAAAGAUCCUGGAGUACUUUGUCCCUUUUGGCUUGUGGGAACCACUGAGGAUGAGAAUGAGGCCAACAUGAGCUUGGCUUACAUUGAGUACAAGGGUGCAACCAUCCCCAUUCUGGAGAACAAGGAUGUGAUUGGUCCAAAUACAUGGCUGACAAGGCCUUCAGAUGUGCUCAAAGCAGAGCUCCCUGCAAAGAAGCGGAGGAAGGCAUAG
Molecule: messenger RNA, 2016 nt
Organism: Durusdinium trenchii
Lineage: Eukaryota; Dinophyceae; Suessiales; Symbiodiniaceae
Source: the annotation of a GenBank genome assembly